Messenger RNA from Molossus molossus (Pallas's mastiff bat), 857 nucleotides. It is a transcript of the gene FAM53B, whose product is annotated as family with sequence similarity 53 member B. The transcript is spliced from 4 exons. Bases 1 to 711 code for a protein of 236 amino acids. The record is from RefSeq and is a predicted model, not a curated record. Lineage: Eukaryota; Metazoa; Chordata; Mammalia; Chiroptera; Molossidae.
AUGGGGCCCACACCCCGGGCUGAUCUGCAGGGAGCGGGUGCCAGGCUGGAGAAGGUGGCAUCUGAGGCCGUCUGGGCUAUGCCGCAGAGCCUGUCUAUCGCAGCAGAAUCGCUGUGCCCCCUCCGCCCAGCCUUGGAGCUGGCCUGCUUUUGCCACCGGGGCCAGGAGAGGCAUGGCUCUGGCUCUGGUGCCUCUCACCUGGAGCUCCAGCCUCAUUAUGACCCCGCAUCUGCUCGCGUGGCGGAUUGCCGUGACACGGCCUGCGUGGGCGGCGUGGGCUGCCAGCCUCGUGCCCGCGUGUGCGAGGGUGUGGCAGCGCCUGGCUCAGGAUUCGGUGCUGAGACCGUGGAGAACUGCGAGACCUUCAGCAGCCUCAGCUGCCUGAGCUCCGGGAUGGAGGGCCGCAGCCCCCACAGCCCCUUCCCCCUGCACGUCGGCAGCACCAGGUCCUGGGCCGCCUUGCUCUCGGCCUCCGGUCCCGGGGGCAGGACCCCCGCCGGGACCCCCGUGCCCGAGCCUCUGCCCCCGUCCUUCGACCACCUCGCCUGCAGGGAGGAGCUGUGCUGCGAAGAGUCGGAUGGCUGCACCCCGGACGAGGGCUGCGGCAGGGGGGGCGAGCCGGCCUCCGCCUGGCGGGACCGCGGGGCGGCCCAGAGCAGCCCCUGCUCGCUGGAUGGCGAGCUGGACAUUGAGCAGAUAGAGAACAACUGAGACGUGGGCCCUGGUCGGGGUGGGGUGCGCUAGGAUCCACAGCCUCCCUCCGGGCACUCGGGCACUUGGAGGGGGAGCCCCACUCCUGGGCCUGGAAGCUUUCUGGAAGCCGUUGGCCAGGGAGUGAGCCUGCCCACCCCGGAGAG